Molecule: messenger RNA, 5605 nt
Organism: Ictalurus furcatus (blue catfish)
Lineage: Eukaryota; Metazoa; Chordata; Actinopteri; Siluriformes; Ictaluridae
Gene: thsd7aa
Product: thrombospondin, type I, domain containing 7Aa
Exons: 28
Coding region: 360-5579 (1739 amino acids)
Biological process (GO): actin cytoskeleton organization
Cellular component (GO): plasma membrane
Source: RefSeq, a predicted model, not a curated record
GAGAGUGGGAGGUGCUGCAUUAGUGCGGUGUAGGCAGGACGCAGUAACCGCACCAGCAGCAGCCUGAGCUGAGGGACCUAUUGUUUCUCUCACUUUUUCUCUUUUUUUUUCUCCAUUCACCUUCACAAAGCAGGGAAAGAGACUGAAAGAGAAAGAGAGAGAAAGGAACAGGAGGAGCAGAGACAGCCCAGUGGAUUACCCUUUUCCUGGAGGAAUCGUGUGUGUACACGCAAGAGUGAGGGACAAUAGCAGGCACACGUUACACCCUCUGCUCGUCUGCUUGUCUCUAGUGUUUGUGAGCGUGAGCGCGUGUGCAGUGGACUCUGUCAGCCGUGGAUCUAAGUGGCCGGACUGAAGCCAUGAGGCUGGCACUGCCAGCUACCUGGCUCCUCAGGGUGGCUCUGCUCUCCAUGCCACUAUUGGAUGUGCAGACACAGACCAUCACCAACCACAAACCCACCUACAUCUGGCAAACAGGGCCCUGGGGCAGGUGUAUGGGCAGCGAGUGUGGUCCAGGUGGGAGUCAGAGCAGAGCGGUGUGGUGUGCCCACUCAGAGGGCUGGACUACUCUUCAUGCCAACUGUCCACAGAGCGAGCGGCCUGAUAACCAACAGACAUGUUUCCGCGUCUGUGACUGGCACAAGGAGCUGUAUGACUGGCAGCUGGGGGCAUGGAACCAGUGUGUGCCUGUAUCCCUGCGCAACCCUGCAGUAACACGGCCAGCGGUGUGCACACGAGGUGAGGAAGGCAUCCAGACCCGUGAGGUGGCCUGUGUCCAGAAAAGCAACAGUGCACCCGCAGAAGAUGCCAUCUGUGAAUACUUUGAGCCCAAGCCGAGGCUGGAGCAGGCCUGUCUCAUCCCAUGCCCACAGGAUUGUGUUGUCUCUGAGUUUUCUCCAUGGAGCUUAUGCUCAAAGACAUGUGGUAUAGGAUUGCAGAACCGAGUCCGGUCGGUCCUUUCUCCACCUCUCUUUGGGGGCUCGGCUUGCCCCAAUCUUACUGAGUUCGAAACCUGUCAUGAAGAAGAAUGUGAGGGUGAGGAGAGUAUGUACAGCAUCAAGGUAGGAUCCUGGGGGGACUGCAGCAUGCCCCCUUCACGCCAGGCCAGGCAAGUGGAAGAAACCCAGCCUGAACCACCUGACCAACCCAAAAGACUAGAAAGACCUGACCGACCCAAACGACCAGAUAGACCUGACAGACCCAAACGUAAGGACCGGCCAAAUCGCCCAGAUCGACCAAAACGAAAGGAUCAACCAAAUCGUCCAGACAAACCGAAUCGCCCAGACAGACCAAAACGUCCAGACAGACCAAAACGUCCAGACAGACCAAAUCGCAAGGACAAACAAAAUCGUCCUGACAGGCCAAAUCAGCAAGACAGGAAUCAAGCAAGGCAAGAACGACAAGCCAAAAGGCGUAAGAACAAGGAGCUGAAAAGAGCUAAAGAGGAACGGGUAAGGGACAGAGUGCGGGUGAAGGACCCAGAGACUCGAGAACUCAUCAAGAAGAAGAGGACAAGGAACCGGCUAAACCGACAGGGUGGAAAGUUCUGGAAUCUGCAAGUGGGCUACCAAACCAGGGAGGUGACAUGUGUGCACAAGAAUGGGACCACAGCAGUACUGAGUUUGUGCGAUCAGCAAACACUUCCGGUCACAUAUCAGGCUUGUGUCACCACCAAGGACUGUGAGGUUACCGAGUGGUCUGAAUGGUCAUCCUGUUCAAAAGAAUGCUAUGAUCUGAACGGUCCUAAGGGUCAGCGCACACGCACUCGCCAUGUUCAGCAGUUCAAUGUGGGUGGAGGAGCCGAGUGUCCCGGUCUGGAGGAAUCUGAGCCAUGUUCUCCUCAAGGGGAUGGAGUUCCACCAUGUGUGGCAUAUAACUGGAAGACUACAGAAUGGAGCGAAUGUAGGGUUGAUGUGCUCCUCAGCCAACAGGACCGUAGAAGGGGAAAUCAGACAGGUUUAUGUGGAGGAGGUAUCCAGAGCAGGGAAGUGUACUGCGUUCAAGUUCCCUCUGACUCACCAUCCAAUCUCAGCUUCCUCAAGAGCAAAGAUGCAUCCCGGCCCGUGAACACUGAUCUGUGUUUGGGAAUCUCACCCAACACCACUCAGGUGUGUCACAUCCCAUGUCCAGUAGAGUGUGAGGUUUCUUCAUGGAGUGCCUGGGGACCCUGUACUUUUGAAAACUGUCAGGACCAGAGCUCCAAGAAAGGUUUCAAACUGAGGAAGAGGAAGGUGUUAAAUGAGCCCACAGGUGGGACGGGAAGCUGCCCUCACCUGACAGAGGCCAUACCCUGUGAGGAGCCCAGCUGUUACGACUGGCUGCUGCUGAAGCUGGAGGAAUGCAUUCCUGACAAUGACAAAGAGUGUGGGCCUGGAACGCAGGAACCUCAAGUGCAGUGUGUGAACAGUGAUGGUGAAUUUGUGGACAGGCAAAUGUGCCGCGAUGCCAUCCUGCCCAUGCCUGCGCUAUGUGAAGUGCCUUGCUCGAAGGAUUGUGUGCUCAGCCCCUGGACGUCCUGGUCGCUCUGCUCACACACCUGCUCUGGAAAAAACACAGAGGGCAAGCAGACGAGAUCUCGCUCCAUAUUGGCCUACAACGCAGGAGAUGGUGGGGUUCAGUGUCCUAACAGCAGCGCUCUGCAGGAAUUGCGCAGCUGUAACGAGCACCCCUGCACCGUGUACCACUGGCAGACAGGUACCUGGGGCCAGUGCAUAGAGGACACAUCUGUUCCUGCUGCCAAUGGCUCGCUCACCCGCAGUGGAGCUGGAACCACUGGCACUGAGGCUUCCUGCUCUGUGGGCAUGCAGACCCGCAAGGUCAUCUGUGUACGUGUCAACGUGGGCCAAGUGCCUCCCAAGAAGUGUCCUGAGAGUCUGCGUCCAGAGACGGUGAGACCAUGUCUACUGCCAUGCAAAAGAGACUGCAUUGUUACUCCAUACAGUGACUGGAGCCCUUGUCCAUCAACCUGUCAAGGAGGUGGCACUACUAAGAGGAAGCAGUCCAGGAAACGAAUAAUCAUUCAGCUGCCUGCAAAUGGGGGUCAGGACUGCCCAGAAGUGCUUUACCAAGAAAAGGAGUGUGAGGCGCCUUCUGUGUGCCCUGGCUUCAGGUGGAAAACACAUAAAUGGCGGCGGUGUCAGUUGGUGCCAUGGUCCGUUCGACAGGACAGUCCUGGAGCUCAGGAGACAUGUGGACCUGGACUGCAAGCCAGAGCUGUGUCCUGCAAGAAGCAGGACGGUGGACAGGUGGACAUCUCGGCCUGUCUGAAGCUGGCGGGCCCCAUGCCCCCUCUCACCCAGGCUUGCCAGCUCCCAUGUCAAGAUGACUGCCAGCUGACUGCAUGGUCCAAGUUCUCAUCCUGUGCAGCUGAUUGUGUGGGGGUGAGAACUCGUAGGAGGACACUCGUAGGUAAGAGUAAGAAGCGAGACCACUGCAAGAAUACUCAGGUGUAUCCUCUAAGCGAGACCCAAUACUGCCCCUGUAAUAAGUACAAUGCCCAGCCUGUGGGCAACUGGUCCGACUGCAUCUUGCCUGAGGGAGGCCGUGUGGAGGGUAUCCUGGGCAUGAAGGUUCAAGGUGAUAUUAAGGAGUGUGGCCAGGGCUAUCGCUACCAGGCCAUGGUGUGCUACGACCAGGAUAAUCGCCUUGUGGAGACGUCUCGGUGCAACAGUCAUGGAUAUAUUGAAGAAGCGUGCAUUAUUCCAUGUCCAUCUGAUUGUAAACUCAGUGAAUGGUCAAACUGGUCACGCUGCAGCAAGUCGUGUGGAAGUGGGGUCAAAGUGCGCUCCAAAUGGCUCAGAGAGAAGCCCUACAAUGGUGGGAGACCAUGCCCCAAACUCGACCAUGUAAAUCAGGCUCAGGUUUAUGAGGUAGUACCAUGCCAGAGUGAUUGUGGUCAGUAUGUUUGGGUAGCUGAACCUUGGAGUGUCUGGAAAGUCAGCAAUGUUGACUUGAAAGAGAACUGUGGGGAGGGCGUGCAGACCAGGAAAGUUAGGUGUAUGCAGAAUACAAUUGAUGGGCCUUCAGAUCCAGUGGAGGAUUACCUGUGUGACCCAGAGGAGAUGCCUCUUGGAGCCAGAACCAGCAAGCUGCCUUGCCCAGAAGACUGUGUCCUGUCCGAUUGGAGCACCUGGAGUCGAUGCCCACUGCCAUGCAACAUGAAUAACACCCGAGAAAGGACUGCCAUCCCCAUCCGUCAGCCUGGUGAAUCAAAACAAUGUCCACCUACAACCGAGAAAGAGCCUUGCACUAUCAAUUCCAACUGCUUUCACUACUCCUACAACAUCACAGACUGGAGUACAUGCCAGCUGAGUGAGCGAGCUGUGUGUGGGAGUGGCAUCAAAACACGCAUGCUGGACUGUGUGCGCAGUGAUGGCAAAUCUGUAGACCUUAAAUUCUGUGAAGAGCUUAAUCUUGAAAAGAAGUGGCAAAUGAAUGCUUCUUGUGUGGUUGAGUGUCCCAUCAAUUGCCAGAUGUCUGAUUGGUCCUCCUGGUCUGAGUGCUCUCAUACCUGUGGCCUUGCAGGAAAGUUAUGGAGACAGAGGACUGUGAUCCAGGCAUCUCAGGGUGAUGGCCGUCCUUGUCCCUCUCAGCUGGAGCAGUGGAAGCCGUGUCCUGUUAAGCCCUGCUACAGCUGGAGAUACAGCGCAUGGUCUACAUGUAAAGUUGAGGGUGCUCGGUGUGGAGAGGGCCUUCGCUUCAGAAAUGUGUCCUGCUUCGUGUCUGACAGCUCUGGGAGUAAUGGUGGAAGUUUGGUGGAUGAGGAACUAUGUGGAGAUCUGCAGCAGACCGUGGAUGGAGACACACAGAUUACUUUGGAGGAGGCUUGCACGUUGCCAUGCCCUGGUGAGUGUUAUUUGACAGACUGGACAGCAUGGAGUUCGUGUCAGCAGAGCUGCAUAGGUGGAGAUGAUCUCGGCCUUGGUUCGGUACAGGUACGAUCUCGAGCUGCGCUCGCUGAAGAACCGGAGAACCUCGAACAGUGUCCAGAGCAAGAGUGGGAGAGCCAGCCGUGCACAGAGGGUCGGUGUUAUGAGUAUAAAUGGAUGACUGGUCCAUGGCGAGGCUCUUCUCGACUAGUGUGGUGUCAACGCUCGGAUGGCUUAAAUGUCACAGGUGGAUGCCUGUCGACAAGCGAACCUGUGUCUGACAGGUCAUGUGACCCAGCCUGUGACAAACACCGCUCAUUCUGCACUGAGGCCGGAGUGUGUGGUUGCGAGGAGGGCUACACUGAAGUGAUGACGUCAGAUGGAGUGUUGGACCAGUGCACUUUGAUACCUGUUUUGGAAAUUCCCACAUUCCCAGGCGAUGUAAAGACCAUCAGGGCCAUGAGCCCCACUCAGGCUAGUGCAAACCUGCCCGGACGCUCUGGAAGAACCUGGUACCUGCAGCCAUUCGGACCAGACGGAACACUGAAGACCUGGGUGUACGGCGUGGCCGCUGGAGCUUUUGUACUGCUGGUCUUCAUCGUCUCCAUGUCUUACUUAGCCUGCAAAAAGCCAAAGAAGCCCCAGAGAAGACAGAUGAACAACAGACUGAAGCCUCUGACGCUGGCUUACGAUGGUGACGCUGACAUGUAGCCUUCUGCAAACACCCCCCCCCCCCA